AGUUAAUGGAUUCAUGCCCAAAUUUACAAAGUGCACAUAUUUUCACGCCUACUAAUCGCUUUUUUGUUGAUGAAACAUUGAAACACAAAUGUCUGCAAGAUUUAGUUAUGUCUUAUGGUGGUCCUUCAUGUCUGGACUGGAAUGAUUUAACACGAUUGUUUAUGAAAUAUCCGAAUCUCAAACAUCUUUCGUUGAGGAACGUGCGCUACAUAAAAGAUGAACAUAUCGAGCAAUUGGUUCAAAUUUUACCGAAUUUAGUGUUAUUUGAUAUUUAUGAUUGUCCAGCAGUCACUCAAAGGGCUGCUGAUUAUGUUGAAGAUUAUUGUAAACGAUAUGGAAGAUUAAUCAAGUUUUACUUUGAAGGAAAUUACCAUGAAAUAGGAACUGAUUGGCCUCAGUUGUCCACUAAACGAGAAAAAAUUAGUCGAGGCUUUGAUUUCAUGAAAAAUUGUUUUCUCAAAGAUUUUCAUCACCUUCCAUGUUUCUUGAUUCCUGAAGAUUAUUGAAACUACAUAUUCAGAUAUUCAAACCAAGAUAUUUGUUGCUCUUUGGCUUCGGAAACCCAUUCCAAGAGUUUGUAUACAAUCUCUAUUUUUGAAUCACUUUUUUUCAUGAUUUGUUUUUUAGUGAAUAGCAUUUAUUGUCUAGUCUAGAGAGAUGCCGAGAUAAAUUGUUUAACAUAUUUCAGUUGAUCAUCAGAAUGUAUCAGUUAAUAUUGUUUCUACCUGUAAUUCAAAUAAAUGUCAGUAAUAGAUUAAGAUAAUUAGUUUAAUUCACCUUCUCUCCAGGUUCUGAAAAAUUAGAUAAUCCCAUAGAUGGCGAGUGUGAAGAUUGCCUAACAACUGCAGAGUGAUCGGAUACUACAAAGUUUCUGGUGUGAGGGCAAAGAGUUAUAGCUAUACUCUUUGAGUAAGGGGCUUUUUCCCCUUCUACGCGCAGAGACACUGUUUGGUUUUUGUUUUAUUCAGAGUUACUCUUUUAGGCAGAUAAGGCUUCGCCCCUUGCACCGAAAACGUUCCGAUCUCUCUAUACUUCUGUGUUAUAAAACAAAAUCACCAGAUUCAAGGAAACACUGUAGUUUCGCCUUAAGUACAUUUACAAUGUUGAUUAAUGAACUUCCAGAUGAUUGUUUACUCGCCAUUUUUGAUUAUUUGAAUAAUUUCAUUGAUUUAGCAAACUGCGAUAAAGUGUGUAUCAAAUGGAGCCAUUUAAUUGCUGAGCGAACGAGGAAAGUUAAAUAUUUGAUGGAACUUUACCCGGGUCAUGAUUGCCAUUACUAUCGAGCAUUAAAAAAUGUUGACGGAACUCAUUUAAGCACAGUAUUUCCAGAUUUAAUGAUUUCUUACAAACUCGAGGAGAAAGAAAAACGCAAAGAUAAUUUUGCAUUGGGCAGAAAUCGAGAAUCUUGGCAAGGAUCAUUCGACACAUUUUAUGGACCAAUAGAAAAAUAUCGUUUUCAACUCAAAAUGGUAUCCUUCAAUUUAUUUGAGCCAAGCAUUCAACAUGGUUCCAGGAUAAAACAAUUGUUCGAAGUGGUAAGGUUAGAUCUAUUCGAAAAAGACGCGCAUUGUUUCCCAAAUCUUGAAAGAUUAAAUAUGGAAAAUGUUGAAUCUCACUGCUACGAUGGUCCAGUAUUGGAAAAGCUUAAAAUAGCUGAAUUUCGCCUCAGGAGUAUAUUUCGAAACCCAGUUUGUUAUGAUUUCCAGUUCAUUGAUUCAUGUCCAAAUUUACAAAGUGCACAUAUUACCGUGGAAACUAAUCGCUUCUUUUUUGAUGGAACAUUAAAGCACGAAAGUUUGCAAGAUUUAGUUUUAACUACUCAACGUAUUAUGUCAAUCGAAUGGGAUGAUUUGAACAGAUUACUUAUGAAAUAUCCGAAUCUCAAACAUCUUGCGUUGUGGAGACAAUCUACCAUAACAGAUGAACAUAUCGAGGAAUUGGUUCACAUGUUACCCAAUUUAGUGCUACUUGAUGCUCGUGGAUGUCGUUGGGUCACUCAAAGAGCUGCUAAGUAUGUCCGAGAUUAUUGUAAACGAUAUGGACGAUCAAUCAAGUUUUACUUCAGAGGCAAUUACCAAGAAAUCGAGUCAGAUUGGCCUCAGUUGUCCUCUAAAAAAGAAAGAAUCAGUCGAGGUUUUGAUUUCAUGAAACAUUGUUUUCUUAAAAAAUUUCGAGACCUUCCAUGUUUCUUGAUUCCUAUUGAUGAUUGAAAACCACUUACUUUUAAUGUAUUUGUUAUUUUAACCCUCAAAAGCCCAUCUGAAGAUCUUGAGAUAAAUCUGCUUUCUCCAAUCACUUUAUUACAUGGCUUGUUUUUCUUGUGAAUAAUAUUUAUUGUCUAAAGAGUUUUCUUUGGGGCCAAAGAAUUUGAACUUUAGAUAAGGUUGCAGACCAGUAGAUAAACUUUAACUUCCAUAGAGGUUACAGAAUAUCGUGAAAGGUGAAUAAAUUGUCAAAUAGUUUUUGAAUCUUUUUGAAAAAAUUCUAGUUAUCCAAAUUUAUUCGACCAAUUUACUAUGAUUAUGCUCAAAAAAGCUAUGUACCGUCAGCAUAGAAGAGUAAUCUGUUCAUUUAUCAAUAUAAACUGUUUGAUUGCAUGUUCAUAGUAUUUUGGCGGAGUCUACUGGAACGAUUUAAAAGAUCGCUCAUGAAACGCUGCUUUCGCAAAGAUUUUUAUGACCUUCCAUAUUUCUUAAUUCCUAUUGAUUAUUGGAAAUCACAUGCUUAUUAAUAUAUUUGUUAUUUAACUCGA
Messenger RNA from Tetranychus urticae (two-spotted spider mite), 2752 nucleotides. RefSeq lists its product as uncharacterized. Lineage: Eukaryota; Metazoa; Arthropoda; Arachnida; Trombidiformes; Tetranychidae. Gene Ontology annotation, molecular function: protein binding. Gene Ontology annotation, cellular component: SCF ubiquitin ligase complex. The record is from RefSeq and is a predicted model, not a curated record. Gene Ontology annotation, biological process: SCF-dependent proteasomal ubiquitin-dependent protein catabolic process.